This is a messenger RNA of Culicoides brevitarsis, 959 nucleotides long. RefSeq lists its product as uncharacterized. Lineage: Eukaryota; Metazoa; Arthropoda; Insecta; Diptera; Ceratopogonidae. Gene Ontology annotation, biological process: trehalose biosynthetic process. The transcript has 4 exons. Gene Ontology annotation, molecular function: trehalose-phosphatase activity. The record is from RefSeq and is a predicted model, not a curated record. Bases 3 to 902 code for a protein of 299 amino acids.
UCAUGUGUUUAGGGAAGCUCAUAAAUUCCGCGCUCGCGUGUCAGUUAGUCUGGGUUAGUGUGUCAAACGAGAUGAACGGAGCAACGAACGGCAGUAACAGUAAACUUUUAACGGAUUUCGAGUCGAAAGACAUUUUAUGGCAAGCAAAGGAAAAUGGCAAGCCCUUAGUGCUACUUCUCGACUACGAUGGCACUUUGGCAGUCAUUCAACCGAAUCCCAAUAACACUCGAAUGACGGAAGAUACGAAAAAAAUUCUCGAAGAAAUUUGUUCGAACAAAGAUGUCUUCGUUUCGAUCAUCACAGGACGUUGCGUGAAGGAUAUCAAAGAAAAAGUCGGAAUUGAGAGCAUAAUUUACGCUGGAAAUCACGGAUUUGAGAUCACUUAUCCGAAUGGCGAGACUCAUAAUCAACCGAUAUCCGAGGAACAUGCUGAGAGUUAUAAAAAUAUUUUAGCUGAGCUUGAACCGCUCGCUAAAAACGGCGCCUGGAUCGAAGACAAAAUAUUUUCCAUGACUUUCCAUUACGAGGAGACUCCUGAAGAACUUCAUUCUGAACUCGACCAAAAAGCGCGCGAAAUCAUCAAAAAACACGGUUUCAAGCCUACUGGAGGUCAUUUAAUUGUAGAAACCCGACCUCCAAUACUGUGGCAUAAGGGAUACGCCGCGAAAUAUUUACUUCAACGUCAUUUCGGAGACGAUUGGCGCGAAAAAGUCAACGUUGUCUUUAUGGGAGACGACACAAGUGACGAAGAUAUCAUGAAAGCUUUAAAUGGUCACGCAAUCACAUUUCGCGUAUCCCAAAACCCAGAAUUGGUAACUGACGCGACAUUUUUGAUCAAAUCUCCCUCGGAAGUCAACACAAUUUUACACAAAAUCAAAGAAAGUUUGGCUCAAAACUCAUAAAAAUCCAUUUUAUCGUGAUUUAUUUACAAGUUAAAUCAGUAUUUGAAGCAUUUUGCG